This is a messenger RNA of Periconia digitata, 1080 nucleotides long. The record is from the annotation of a GenBank genome assembly. Lineage: Eukaryota; Fungi; Ascomycota; Dothideomycetes; Pleosporales; Periconiaceae.
UCAUCUAUACCAACCCCCGAGACAACCAUGCCGACCUCCAUCCGUCAAGUCUACGUUCCCUCCUUUGGCGAUGAAUCUCACAUCACCAUAAUGACGGCUCCAAUCGCCGACCCAGCUCCCAAAGAAGUCCAGAUCAAAGUCCUCUGCUCCGGUUUCGGUGGCUCUGACAUCGCCAUGCGCCUGGGCAAGUACCCGGGACAGAAAGACGCACCGCUGGUCCCUGGCUACUGCCUCGUCGGCCGCAUCCACUCUUUGGGCACCUCCUGCUCCAAGUUCAAAAAAGGCGAUCUGGUAGCCGCAAUGACUAAAUACGAUGCUCAUGCUGAACUCACCAACUUUGACGAAAAAUAUGUCGUACCUUGCCCUGAGGGGAUUGACCUUGAGCAAGCCGUCGCCAUGGUCCUGGACUGGAGCACAGCAUACGGCAUGACGUACCGGGGUGCCAAAAUCCAAAAGGGCUCGCGUGUUUUUAUCCACGGACUCAGUGGUGCUGUGGGCUUCGCUGCUUUUACCUUUUGCAAGAUGCAGGGCGCCGAAGUGUACGGCACGGCUUCUGAAUCCAAGCACGAACGUCUCAAGGAGCUCGGCGUGACUUUGCCCUUCGUCUACACGAACAAAGACUGGAUCACAGCUAUGCAGAACCUUGGUGGUGCGCAUGUCGUGUUCGAUGCGCUCGGCUUUGACUCCUACGAUGAAUCAUGGAGAAUCCUCGCACCCAAGGAGGGUGGCCACCUUGUUGGUCUCGGCGGCAACCUGGACGUCCUGAAUGGCAACGAGCCGCGGAAUCAAUACGUUGGUAUUGCGAAGCUGCUGGCCAAGGGCAUGGUACCGUUCUGCCCGCACAAGACUAGCUUUUAUUACAUCGAUAAGGAUCAGAAGACCUUUGAACCGGAGAUGAAGGAGCUUUUCCAAUUGAGUCUCCAGGGAAAGAUUCAUGCGCCCAUCAAGAAGAGGUUGACUCUUGAGGAGGUGCCGCAGGCUCACAAGGAGUUUCACAAGUACCGCGAUAUUGGGUCUGUUGUGGUGAAAGUGGCAGAGGAUGAUGGGACGGGGGAUUUGCACGCAACUGAGUUCAAGUAA